AUGGAUCUGGGGGGGCAAGGCGCUGCCUCCCCAUCAGUGCACAUCAUUCAGCAACCAAUUGUUCAACAGCCAGAGUUGACAAUUCUCCAACAGAUGCCCUGGGUGCCGCCUGCUAUUCUUCCAUCCAACAGAACAGGCCACAUCAGAGAAGAUUUAAUGGAAUUGAUGAUGAUACAAAAUGCCCAGAUGCACCAGGUGAUAAUGAACAACUUGGCCAUGUCGGCAGUGGCGCACUUUGACCACACCCCAGCACAGAUGUCCCCUGCCCUUUGGGAGACAGAAGAAGAGGAAGAGGAUGACCCAACACCCCUUGUAUUCCACCACCAUUAUGCUCCCUAUCCAAGCACCCUUCCAUUCAUGGCAUGGCAGCCCCCACCUCAGCCAUCUGCUUGGCCACGGCAACAACCAGCCAUUCGCCAUGUGGGCCCAGAGCCUCAGGCAACCAGGAGGCAAGAUGGUCAAGUGGUUCCUCCACCCCCACCACCAAGUGCUACCGGAACUGUGACAGCUGACAUCCGACCAGCUUCAGAGUACUAUGACUUCACCGAGGGACAGGGCUUAGCUGGAAGUCUCAGUUGA
This is a messenger RNA of Elgaria multicarinata webbii, 579 nucleotides long. It is a transcript of the gene PRR29, whose product is annotated as proline rich 29. The transcript has 6 exons. The record is from RefSeq and is a predicted model, not a curated record. The coding region runs from base 1 to 579 and encodes 192 amino acids. NCBI's taxonomy places the organism in Eukaryota, Metazoa, Chordata, Lepidosauria, Squamata, Anguidae.